CCUAAUUCCUGAACACCAAGAGAGCGAGAGAGAGGAAACCCGCCCUCUCCCUCCUCCGGAUGUGGUUGAGCCGCCUGAAGGAGACGCUCCGCCCCUGCUCCAACGUUUCGUCCUCCACCGCCACCGCCACCGCCACCGCCACCGCCACCGCUUCUUCUUCUCCUUCCAAUUCGGAUCCCUCAUCCCAGGCCCCUCUUACUUUGAGGAAGCCCCCAAAGUCCUCCCUGUCCCAACAACUCCAGCGCCUCGAAUUCCCCUCCGCCGAACGCCCGCUUUUGCGAGACGUCGUCCAAGAAAAAGAAACCAGAAAAAGAGGAGGAGGAGGAGAGGAGGAGGAAGAUGGGGAUGGAGAGAGCUCCCCUCUCCCCGCUCUCUUUAAUCGAGAGACGCUUCUUCCCCAGCCUUUCACUUCGGAGGUCAGAGGGCCCUACGAGCCUCUGGUCCUCUCCGCUUCCGGCGAAACCCCCGUCAUUCAGGUUCCUGCAUCCAUCAGUUGUAGACUUCUUGAACAUCAAAAAGAUGGCGUGAGGUUUCUAUAUAGUCUGUACAAGAACAACCAUGGUGGUGUACUUGGAGAUGAUAUGGGUUUGGGGAAAACCAUCCAGGCUAUUGCUUUUCUGGCUGCUGUGCUUGGAAAGGAUGCUGAACAUGGGGACCGUCAGUUGGACAAGAAGGAUCAUAUGAUCAAGAAGGGACCUGUACUGAUUGUCUGUCCCACUUCUGUUAUUCAAAACUGGGAAAAUGAGUUUUCUGAGUGGGGAGACUUUAGUGUUGUUGUUUAUCAUGGACCUAAUCGUGAAUUGAUUCUUGAGAAACUUGAAACUCGAGGAGCUGAGAUACUUAUAACUAGUUUUGACACUUUCAGAAUUCAUGAUAAAACUUUGUCUGAGAUUCCCUGGGACAUUGUCAUUGUUGAUGAAGCGCACCGUCUGAAGAAUGAAAAGUCUCAAUUAUAUAAAGCAUGCUUAGGAAUAAAAACCAGAAAAAGGCUUGGUCUUACUGGAACCAUAAUGCAGAACAAGAUUUUGGAGUUAUUUAAUCUGUUUGAUUGGGUUGCACCCGGGUCCUUGGGAACUCGGGAACAUUUUCGAGAUUUCUAUGAUGAACCCUUAAAGCAUGGUCAGAGGUUAAGUGCUCCUGAAAAGUUUGUUCAAGUUGCUGAUGAGCGCAAGCAGCAUCUUGUUGCAGUUUUGCGGAAAUAUUUGUUAAGGAGGACCAAGGAGGAGACUAUUGGGCAUCUUAUGCUAGGGAAAGAAGAUAAUGUGGUUUUUUGUGCAAUGAGUGAGUUGCAAAAGCGUGUUUACAAGAGGAUGCUGGAACAGCCUGAUUUCCAAUGUCUCAUAAACAAGGAUCUUCCUUGUAGCUGUGGGAGUCCUUUAACUCAGGUUGAAUGCUGCAAGAGGAUAGUACCUAAUGGUAUUAUUUGGUCUUAUCUUCACAGGGACAACCUUGAGGGCUGCGACUCAUGCCCUUUCUGCCUUGUUCUUCCUUGUCUCAUUAAACUUCAGCAGAUCAGUAAUCAUCUGGAGCUUAUAAAGCCUAACCCUAAGGAUGAGGUGGAGAAACAGAAGAAGGAUUCUGAGCUAGCAUCUGCUGUGUUUGGUGCUGAUGUCGACUUGGUUGGUGGUAGUGCACAAAUUGAAAAUUUUAUGGGGCUUAGUGAUGUAGAACAUUGUGGGAAAAUGCGAGCAUUGGAGAAGCUAUUAUUGUCAUGGACUUCUCAUGGUGACAAGAUUCUUCUGUUCAGCUACUCUGUCAGGAUGCUGGACAUACUGGAGAAGUUUCUUAUACGAAGAGGCUAUUGCUUUUCCAGACUUGAUGGUUCAACUCCAAUGAGCUUACGCCAGUCACUUGUUGAUGAAUUUAAUAGAAGUCCAAGUAAACAGGUAUUUCUUAUAUCUACAAGGGCUGGUGGUCUAGGUCUGAAUCUGGUCAGUGCUAAUCGUGUGGUAAUCUUUGACCCAAAUUGGAAUCCUGCGCAAGACUUGCAGGCACAGGAUAGGUCAUUUCGUUAUGGCCAGAAGCGCCAUGUUGUAGUAUUUCGUCUUCUUGCAGCUGGUUCACUUGAAGAACUUGUAUAUUCUCGCCAAGUAUAUAAACAGCAGCUUUCAAAUAUAGCUGUUUCAGGGAAAAUGGAGAAGCGCUAUUUUGAAGGUGUGCAGGACUGCAAGGAAUUUCAGGGUGAACUAUUUGGAAUCUGCAAUCUGUUCAGUGACCUUUCUGAUAAGCUUUUUACGAGUGAGAUCAUUGAAAUGCAUGAGAAACAAGGAAAGGAUCCUACAACUCAGACCAAUCUAAACAGUCCAAAGAUUAAUGAUGAUUCUUCUUUUGAGGGAGUGGACGAAGUACCAGUCUCAGGCAAGUUUUCGGAGGCUGCAAGUCAUGUGCAAAACAUAACAAAGCUUGAUGACCUGGGCAUAUUAUAUGUUCAUCGUAACGGAGAUGUUGUCAACAUGGGGCCGGAACUUCAAGGAAAAAAUGAUGCGGCAAUUACACACAAAAACAAUACCAUGAAGACUUUAAUCAAUAAGACAGAUAAAUGCUCGGUCACAAGAGAUAUCUCCAAGAAUGGAAAACCUGCUUCCAGGGAGCAGAAAAGAAAGGAAUUUAGAUGCAUUGCCCAGUAUAUGGGUAUGGAGGAGCUUGAAUUUAGCAAGUGGCUGCUAUCUGCAUCACAUUGGGAGCGGAAUGAAAUGCUACAGAACUACAAGAAGAAGAAGAAACGGUGAGUGCUGAAAGACGGGAAAUCUAUGCAAAUACCGGGCAGGGCCUUUGUUAAUAAUAGAUAGUUCUUUCUUUUUGUCAAGAAAUGAAUAAAUAUUGGUCCUGGCCAUGUACAGUAAAUCGGCGUAUGCCUUGGGUCUUCUUGAUAGGUUUUUCAACAGGAUCCUGCAUUCUCGUCGAGGAAAAGAGAGGUCUUGCAACAUGGAACAUCUUGUUCCUUCCCUGCUUAUUGCUUUGUAUUAUGUGUUCUCUGUAGAUGUAGUUGGUUUUUUCAUCUCCUUAUAGAUUAGUUAAACCAUAUUCUUUGCUGUAGAACAGAUUACUGUGAUCUCGUAUAAGCUCUCUGAUUACAGAUCUUCCACUCAUUUUGUGAGAAAA
Messenger RNA from Elaeis guineensis (African oil palm), 3102 nucleotides. Its product is annotated as switch 2. The record is from RefSeq and is a predicted model, not a curated record. NCBI's taxonomy places the organism in Eukaryota, Viridiplantae, Streptophyta, Magnoliopsida, Arecales, Arecaceae. Gene Ontology annotation, molecular function: ATP binding.